This is a messenger RNA of Eriocheir sinensis (Chinese mitten crab), 3469 nucleotides long. RefSeq lists its product as uncharacterized. Bases 2321 to 3469 code for a protein of 382 amino acids. Lineage: Eukaryota; Metazoa; Arthropoda; Malacostraca; Decapoda; Varunidae. The record is from RefSeq and is a predicted model, not a curated record. The transcript is spliced from 4 exons.
UGUGUAUGAACUUUUCUACUUUUGUAUUAUUUCUUCUUUUUUUUUUGGGGGGGGGGGAGAUGGGCUGGCGCCUGGCAGGCACUUCCCAUCUACUUUAUUGCAUUUUUAUACAACAAUAAAAUUACAAAUCAUUAAUAUCAACUAAAUUGAAGUAAACAAUGGAUGUAUUCCCUUGUCGCAUUGAUUAUAUAUAAUUAUCAAGGAUUUUUCUGUAUAUUACCUUAUCAACGAUCAUAUUUUUAUUAAAUAGAAAGUGGUACAUUUUGUGGUACAUUUUUAAAAUUUAGUGGUACAAAUGGUACUUUUUCGGUGCAACAUGCGGUACAACUUUUUUUUUCGAGGUGGCAACACUGCAUACCACUAGUCUCUUUGGGCCACAGCCUCUAGAGCCCCGUCAGUGGUAGUUGUUAUCAGGUGUUGUUUAUUGUGUUGGCCGUCCUGUCACCAGGGUGGGAGUUAGAUCCUGUCGAGUUGCCUUGACUUCUGCAAGAAGGUUUGCGUGCACUUGAGGGCUUGGAAGGCUGUGUCGGGGCUGAGGGCGUCGCUGCCCAGCAGGUCCUCUAGGGUUGGCCUGUGAAUACGGAGACUGGUUAAGGAUACCUUGAGGUUGGUGCGGACUGCGGAGGGAGUGGAAUCUUGGGCCGUGGUAAUCCUUGGCCCCCCACCUCUGGUCCUCCUCCCCUCCUUCUUCGCCAGAUUAUCGUACUCAAGAGCCGCGUAAUUACCGGUUUCUGGCUAUAACUGUUGCCAACAAGCACCAAUAAUUAACCAUUUAAACGAUAUCCAUAUAUGAAUGCAGUUAUUUGGGUGAUGAAAGCAGUUUAUUGGGUCGGAAAUCGGCAAACUUAACAGGCUGAGUACGACAAUCUGGCAACGUUGCUCGGGGGGACCGAUUUUUCCAGUAUUUUGGAGUGGGCCGAGUAGCGCAUGUAAACACGGCUCGGCGCAUGCGCAGUAGAGGUGGGAACAGGGGGGACUGCAGCCACACGGGCAGUCUGCUGAUUGCGUCGCGCGGCUUUUGAAAAAGAAUAUAGGUCUACCGUCUAUAGGUGCCUCAAGAAGAAACAUUGGGAGCGUCUCUGCCCCCGAGUUCCGGUUCAUCGACGGCUGGUGUGGCAUCCGGCACGAGAAGUGGUGUCCGUAAUGAGUGUUGUUCUUGGCACUAAAUCAUGGAAAAGCAGCAGUGGACCACACCCGUCUGGAGCAAGAACGCACGUCCUUUCUAUGAUGGAACGAGAAAGGAUAUGCAUUACACAUAUCCAGACUGGGGUAAUGCAGGACCUGGUGUCUUUCUACCAGCUCAACAUAUGAACAGUUUGUGGUUGGAACCCUCCAUCUCCUCAUCAAGUUCUUGUUUUGAUACACUGAAGGAUAUCCAGAAGAAAUUUCCCUUACAGGAUACCCUGCAGCAUUCUUAUCCAGUUCUUCAGCCACAAAAGUUGUACUCACAGCACAAUUUUCAGUACACCCUUGCUGGUAAUUGUCUUGAUGCUGUGGAAAUAGGUGGUCAGACUAUGGUAGUACAUGUGAAAUAUUCCAGUAAUGAUCAAGCAGUGGUGGCUUCUAGACUGGUGCCUGGAAGGUAUUUUCAGAAUGACAAACUCAUGGAAGGGGAUCCAUAUUUUCACUUGGAAAGACAAAAUGAUGUUUUACUUGAUCAGGAUGUGUAUCAAGUUGUGGCAAAAGCAUUGCAUAAUGAUGUUCAGGUUCUUGUUAGAACCCCUACUACUGUGCAGCUGUCUAGUUUAAGGCAGACAGGGUUUGGGAAAGAAAACCUGGAGACAUUAAGUGGUUCCAUCACAUCUGAUGCAGCUCUAAGCAAUGCUCAACCUGGGUUGUGGUCUUUGGUCACAGUAACUGGGAAAGUCACUCUUCAUGAUGCUGAUGCUAAACAACCAGUUUGGACAACCCACUGCAAAGAAUCCAAAGGAAUUGUGAAUGCACCAGACAGAAUAUUCAAGUGUGGAUUUGGUAGACAUCCACUUUUUCUAUUUGUUGGGAAUGAGAACUCAGUUUAUUUGUAUGACACUAGAGUGCAUCCAGACUCCUACAGGACUUUAUUUGACUCAAGGAAAAUUAAGGAUGAUGAGCAUAUUUGUUCUUUUGUCUCAAGUGGUGACCAACCACACUUGUACCUUGUGAUGAAUGAAAGUGUGUAUGUGGUAGAUGACCGCCAACAAAAGACUCCACUCAUGCAUUGGAGACACAUGUUGUCAAACAGCCCAACAUUUUCAACAAUAAAUAAAUUAGAUUCUCUUGAACUUCUAAUUCUGUCUAACUCUCAGAAUAAAGAAGUAGGCAUGAUAUCUAGUGAGUGGGAAUGUGGAGGACAACAGUGUCAUGGUGUCAGUGUGCCGUGCCAUUUUCCUUUCUUCAUGACACAAGUGCUUUUGCCCAUUCUCAUGGUCUGUGGUUUACAAAUCAGGUGCAGGAGAGGUUGGAAGACAGUGUGUGGCUAGGUAUGACAUCACUGCCUCAUCCAUUUGAAAAUAACAGCUCGCUGUUUCUCUCAAUGUACAGUAGUGGAGAUAUAUUUUUGAAUACAUUUCAGACUUCAUAUACAAAUUCACACUCAACUGUAUUUAGUGAAGAUGAACAGGAAUUGAUUAUUCUAAGAAAAUGGGAAACAGAUGUUGUGGAUAUUAGCACUCACAGUUGGUCAUACCACAAUGUAAAUUAUUUUGAUGUAACAGAUUUUUGCCAGCAGAUAUACAGUAGGCCAAUUUCCAGGCAUGUUGAAAAAAUGUUAGCAACAUUGCCAAACAUAAGAUUAAGCAAUUCUAGCUUUAAUAGUGUGGAAAUCAAUGGUUUAGUAAAGAAUGAAAAGAAAGAGCAGGAAUUCUCCAACUCAGAAAAUAGUACCAAGUGUUCCAAAAACAUAUCUUAUGGGAAAAAAAAUAAUCAUGGUCUAACAAAGUCAGAGAGUGAAACCCGUUUCAUAUGGAAUUUGAAGGAUCAGGUCCUCAAGUCCAAAAGCCUCUGGCAAACAAAGUUCACAGGAUGUGCAGCUUGGAGUAAAUCUUUAAUGGAGACUUAUAUCAUAGAUCCCAUUUUGGACCCUUCAAUCGACCUUCCCUUGCUCUUCAGAGACUCCUGUACUGAAGACAGUCUGGGUAAAUUCCUCCCUGGAAGUUUGCUUCUAGAUAUGAAGAUGGAUAAGAUUAAAAGAUGUAAGGAUUUUUUAUCCCCCAGAAUUAUAUCAUUGUGGCUUGAUGGAAAAAAUAUAAAUAUUAAGUAUGAAGGACUUAGGAUAGGUGAAAGUGAAACUUGUAGUACGGGACGACUUUCAGGUUUAUUAGGAGCUACAGAAGUCCCAGAAAUAAAGAAUGAAUUUCAAUAUCACAAUGCUCCCCUAGAUAUUGCCAGGCUAUCUGCAAAGCUUAGUGCAUACCACCCGGACAAUAAUAGUGCAAAUCAGAGCCUGGAAGUGGAUAAACUUUAUUCAUACCAGAAUUUAAUAUCCCUGUAA